AUGAAGUUCUCGGCUACCAUUCUGACCGCCCUGGCAGCCUCGGCGGUUGCCAACUACGCCCCCAUCAAGGUGGAGUGUCCAAAAGAUGUCAACAUCUCCCGACCAGCAGACGGCCUGAGCCACCAGGAGGCCGACUACAUCAAUGAACGACACAAAAAGACCUCCAAGGCGCUCAGAGAGUACCUCGGUGGGCUCGACAUCAAGGCCCGAGGCAACAACACCUUCGACACGGACUCUUUUCUGAACGAAACCUCCCCCAAGCUCGCCAUUGCGGCUGCCGGAGGAGGUUUCCGGGCCAUGCUGGUUGGAGCAGGCGUCAUUGCUGCCCUGGACAAGCGUGUGGACGAAAACAACAAGAACGGAGGCUUUCUGCAGUCCGCAGACUAUCUGGCCGGUUUGUCUGGAGGAGCUUGGCUCGUGGGAUCUCUGGUCCUCAACGACUGGCCUACUGUGCCUGAGAUCCAGGCUGACCCCCAAAUCUGGUACCUCAACAAGUCCUUGGUGGGCUCAGUCGAACCCGGAUCCAUGAACACCGUCGGCCUCUUCGCCAAGGUGCUUGCAGAUACCACCUCCAAGCUUGCUGCCGGCUACCAGACCUCGCUGACCGACCAAUGGGGACGACUGGUGUCAUACCAGACCAUCAACUCUUCGCACACCAAGGGCGGUCUGGAUGCCACCGAGGUGACCUGGUCUGGCAUCAGAAACAUCUCCUCUUUCGUUGACCAUGAAAUGCCCUUUCCCAUCAUUCUGGGCACAUCUCUUUUCCCCGGAACUUCUCACGAUGUUGACCAGAUUAAAUUCAACAACUCCAUCAUCGAAAUGACCCCCUACGAGUGGGGAACCUGGGACAAGAACAUCCGGCAAUUUGUCGACACCGAGUACCUGGGUACCGAGAUGUCCGACGGAAAGCCCACAGGAAACUGUACCCGACGAUACGAUAACGCCGGCUUCCUGAUGGGAACCUCCUCCUCAAUUUUCAACAUGGACAUGAAGACUCUGGGCUUUGGCGGCUUUGAGAGCGUGCUACUGCAGGAUCUCUUCUCCGCUCUGGAUAUUGUCAACGAGGGCUCUUUCAACGUGGCUGUUUACAACCCCAACCCUUUCUACCAACAGGUUGGCAUGCAGACCAAUCAGACCAUCUCCAAGGCUCUGUACGUGUGUGACGGAGGUUUCGACAAGGAGACCAUUCCCAUUCUGCCUUUCCUUCAGCCCGAGAGAGAGGUCGAUGUUGUCAUUGCCAUCGACCCUUCCACUGAUACUGAGGAAAGCUGGCCCGAUGGAGAGUCUCUUCGAGCCACCCAGAACAAGUCCGACUGGGAGUUUGGAGACGACGUGUUUCCCAAGAUCCCCUCUAACGAGACCUUCAUCAGCAAGAAUCUGACUACCAAGCCUGUCUUCUUCGGCUGCAACACCACCAAUCUCAAGACGUACAAGGACUCGGAUCGAUACUCUCCCGUCAUUGUCUACGUGCCCAUGUCUGACAUCACCUACCCCUCCAACUUCUCCACCGGCAAGCUGUCCUACACCAACGAGGAACAGCAGCGAACCAUCAACAACGGCUACAACAUGAUGACUCGAAGCAACGGAACCGAGGAUUCCAACUGGGACAAGUGUCUGGGCUGUGUGACUCUGCUGCGAGAGUUCCAGCGACGGGACUCGGAUGUUCCCAAUGACUGUGAGCAGUGUUUCUCCGACUACUGUUACAACUAA
Molecule: messenger RNA, 1710 nt
Organism: Yarrowia lipolytica CLIB122
Lineage: Eukaryota; Fungi; Ascomycota; Dipodascomycetes; Dipodascales
Biological process (GO): glycerophospholipid catabolic process
Cellular component (GO): intracellular membrane-bounded organelle; cytosol
Molecular function (GO): A2-type glycerophospholipase activity
Source: RefSeq, a predicted model, not a curated record